AAAACAAUAACACAAGUCGUCAAAAAAAAAAACAUUUUGCUUUAGCUUUUUAGGUACUAUAUAUUUUUUAAUUUUUGCAUCAUGAAUGAAACAAAAACUACUUCAAAUUUGCCGAAAUUCUAUUAUUGAACCGCUGUCGAUGCGGUCAAACAAGUAAAAUUAACAUUUUAAAAAAUAUCUAAGGCUGUAAACAAAGUGCAACAAAAUGCCGUCAGAAUCUAAGAUUCCUGCCCAAAUGGAGAAACCAAAUCAUUAUUCAUAUUUAAAAGAGUUUCGUGUUGAGCAAUGUCCUUUGUUUUUACAACAUAAAUGCACACAACAUAGACCCUAUACUUGUUUUAAUUGGCAUUUUAUGAAUCAGCGGCGCCGUAGACCAGUAAGAAAAAGAGAUGGCACAUUUAACUAUAGUGCAGAUGAUUAUUGUACACAAUAUGAUGAGACCACUGGAGUUUGCACUAAAGGAGACGAGUGCCAAUAUUUACACCGAACAGCUGGUGAUACAGAAAGACGUUACCAUUUGAGAUAUUAUAAGACAUGCAUGUGUGUUCAUGAUACUGACAGUAGGGGAUUUUGCACAAAAAAUGGGCCGCAUUGUGCUUUUGCACACGGGAAUCAUGAUUUAAGACCACCUGUAUAUGAUAUUAAUGAGCAAAAGGUAACUGAAAAUGAUGAUGAUAAUAAUAUAGAUUUAGAUGGACCAAAUGUAUUAGAUAAAGAAAAAAAUUUAAUGAAUGAAGAUCCUAAAUGGCAGGAUACUAAUUUUGUUCUUUCAAAUUAUAAAACUGAUCAAUGUCAACGUCCUCCUCGACUUUGUCGACAAGGAUAUGCAUGUCCUCAAUAUCACAAUAGUAGAGAUAAAAGAAGAAAUCCAAGAAAAUACAAGUACAGAUCUACUCCGUGUCCUAGCGUAAAACAUGGAGAUGAAUGGGGCGAACCAAGUAAUUGUGAAAGUGGUGACUCAUGUGCGUAUUGCCAUACUAGAACUGAACAACAAUUUCAUCCAGAAAUAUAUAAGUCUACAAAAUGUAAUGAUGUACAACAAGCUGGUUAUUGUCCUCGUGGAGUAUUUUGUGCUUUUGCACAUGUAGAUCAGGAAAUGAUUAUUGCUCGUGAAUCAGCUGCUGGAUUAGAUUCUUCAACAGAUUUAGCUGAUAUACUAUCUAAUGCUGUGCCUUCAAUAGGAACUGAAUGUUUAAGAUCUCCGGUAAAAAAAAUAGAUAAUGACAAUAAUAGUUCAUCGAAUGGAAGUGGGGAUCUUUCAGAAUGCACUUCAAGUAUAGGCUCUCCUAAUAAAGCUCCUGGUGCCCAUUUGUCUAGAUCUGAAUUUAAUGUUCAACAAUUUCAAAUAGCUCAUGAAGAUACCAUACAAGCUCUUUUAAAUUCAUUUGAUUCUCAAUCAUUGUUACCUAAUGUUGAACCACAAAGAAGACAUAGUUCUAUAUUUGGACCUGUUGUAUCUAAUGGUAAUAGUAAUUCAUCUUAUAUGAAUCAUUUUUCUUCUUAUCAGCCAACAACUACUAUGAAUGGUAAUUUAGACGAUUUAGUUAUGGAAGAUAAUUUAAAUUUUUCUGUUGAUCGAGAAAAUGAAUCUCCUAUAUUAAAUAAUCCUCUAUCAUCGAGUUUACAAGCCUCUGAUAUUUUAGGAAGUUCAGCUCCAGUUAAUAUUCCUCUUACACGUCAUAAUAGUAUUGGUCAUUUUUCUCCAACAAUAGCUUCUCCAUUAAAACAUAUGCAAAAUAAUAUCAUACAAAAAUCUAGGUAUAACCAACAAGAUGGUCUAGGUCAUUUAAAUAUUGUUACUGGCAACAAUUAUGGCUCAACUGGUUUGUUUGGUAUUGGCUCUCCAGGAGCUGCAAACACAUUUCCAAUUAGUCCUUCAAAUUCAAAUGAAGUUCAAAGAUUACAAGAAGAAUUAUUAAACUGUAGAUCAAAAUUAGUGUCUUGGGAAUCUGAACGAAUGUCACAAGUUAGAUGCACUUAUGAAGCAUGGCAAAGAGAGACUGAAGAUUCAAAUAAUAAAUUAAAAAUUGCAGAACAACAAAGAGAUGAAGCUAUCAAUCAAGCAAAAUCAUUACAACAAGAAGUAGAUUUAUUACAAGGUUCACCGUAUCUGCAUGGACUACGUAGGGUCUCAGAAAUUAGAAAUUUAUCAUUAUCUGUAUUAAAGUCAUUACAGAGUCAAAUGAGAAAUGAUUUAGAAGAAAUUGAAAAGGUUUUAUACUUACAAACUGCUACCAAAUGCAUGUUAUGCGAAGAGCGUAAUAGGAGUGUCACAUUGGGACCUUGUAAUCAUUUUGUGUUGUGUAAUCAGUGUGUUGAUACGAUAAAAGAUUGUCCGUAUUGCUCGACCCCUAUCUUAUCUCAUACUAAUACAUCUACAACACAGGCAUAGAUUAAAAAUUAUCUAUUUUAAGCAAUCAAAAACUUAAUAAUUAUGAUAAUACUAAUAAUAAUUGAUUAAAAUAAUAUAAACUUUAGAAAGAAAAAUAUUACAAAAACUAAUCGGUAUUAGAUGCAUCAAGUAUUAUAAUUUUAAUACUUUAUUAAAUUAUAUAUUAGCAU
This is a messenger RNA of Rhopalosiphum maidis (corn leaf aphid), 2562 nucleotides long. It is a transcript of the gene unk, whose product is annotated as RING finger protein unkempt. The record is from RefSeq and is a predicted model, not a curated record. The coding region runs from base 206 to 2392 and encodes 728 amino acids. The transcript is spliced from 14 exons. Gene Ontology annotation, molecular function: metal ion binding. Lineage: Eukaryota; Metazoa; Arthropoda; Insecta; Hemiptera; Aphididae.